CAGUUCAAGCUUAAAACAACAAACAAACAAAUAACCCCCAUCACUGACAACAUGGGCUAUGAGAGAAAACAUGGAGGCAUCGCGCACACCUCUUUAUAUCAGCUUGCACCUCUCACAUCUGACACCCUGAGGCACAUACACAGCGGAGGCGCGCGCGGAUGCCGCCGGUGUCAGUCCCCUGUUGGUAGAAUAAAAGCUAGCGAGUGAUGUUACCGCCAGGGGAUUGGAGCAAUGGUUUGUCAGUAAAGUCGCCCACCCUCUGAGUAUCUCAGACAGAGUUAGAAGUGUUUGAGACACAGGGCAAGGCGGCGAGACACUGGCAUAACUGAUUUAACCAGAGCGGAACAGAACGAAACUCGAAAGCGAGGGAGAUGGAGAUGCUACCGGCAGAUGAAGGUAUCUCUGCGCCCAAAAUCUGCAGGCAGCAGCGGAGUCCGUACAGCUCCCUCAAGACCUUCCUGAGCAAACGCGCGGCGGGCAAGGCGAGAUACGACAGACCCACAAUGGUGGACAUCCCGCAGCUCGGAGAUCAUCCUCAAGCUCUCGCUCAUCAUCAUCAGCAGCAGCAGUAUUCACAGCACGUCCCGCUUCCGCCAGCGUCCCUCUCCAUCAGCAGCAGUCAGCAGCACCGUCUCCCCUGCGACGUCAGGCCCAGCGGCAGAGUGGCGACACCCAGCGCGGCAUCAGCGAGGAGCGCCGCGGCGGCAGCGGCUUCGUUUGGCGGCCAGGAGACACCCGGCAGACACCCCGCGGCUCGCCACCAGUCUCCAGACUGCACCUAUGGAAUAAGCUCAGAAAACCGUCUUGUACUGGAUGCUUUUGCCCAGCAGUGCAGUCGAGUCCUCAGCCUCCUCAACAGUAACGGACGUCUCCUGGAGCCCCAGCCUUCCCUCGUCCCUCCGUCCUCUUCCAUCUCCACUCUCAUAAAACAGGAGGACAGCUGCUUGUCUCCAGGAGAGAGGCUCAGUUCUAAGACCAGGUCAGAGGACACAGGUGAGGAGACCCAACGGGGCAACCACUGGAACCAACAGCAGACUUCCGCUUUCCUCCGGAUUUUCACCGAGUCUCUUCAGAACUACCUGCUCUCCGGACCCCAGUCCUCAGACAGUGAACGGUGUCGCCCUGUAGAGGCUGAGCCGGCAGCAUCAGGGUCCCCGAGGCAGAACUUAGGCGGCUGGGCUUCUCCAGCACCUUCUGAGUCAUACGGACACCCCUCAUCCACACUGCCUGAGGAAGAUGAGGAGGAAGGUUGCUGCCCACGCUGUAUGGAGCUGGAACAGGAAGUUCUUAGUCUACAGCAGGAAAACGAGGAACUGAGACACAAACUUGACAACAUACCAGCUCCUUGCCAGAAUGUGCUGGACUUUUUUAAGACUGUUCUUCGGCACUACAACCAAUUUGUGCAGCCCCAGCCUGAAGAGCAGCUUACAGAGGGCAGUAAACAGCUUCUGGGGAACUAUCCUCUCUUCAUCACCAAUAAGCAGUGGGACGAGGCAGUCAACUCCUCAAAAAAAGAUGGCCGGCGGCUCCUGCGUUACCUUAUCCGGUUCGUGUUCACCACAGAUGAGCUCAAAUACUCAUGCGGUCUGGGGAAGAGGAAACGUUCGGUACACACAGGGGAGCCGGGGCCGGAGAGAAGACCUCUCAACCCCAUCAAGGUCACAUGUCUCAGAGAGUUUAUCCGGAUGCACUGUGCUUCUAAUCCUGACUGGUGGAUGCCCUCCGAGGAGCAGAUAAACAAAGUCUUCAGUGAUGCAGUAGGGCACGCGCGGCAGGGCCGGGCUGUGUGCUCUUUCUUGGGGAGCGGGGGCAGCUGUAGCAGCAGCACUGGUAGUUUAUACAUGGAAAGCUACGACGGGCAGCUCUCUCAGGAUGAGCUCUAUCUGAAGGGCUCACAGAAUGGUUUGGGGGACUAAAGAAGAAAAAUACAUCCAAAUCAUGGAUCAGACCCUCCGGAUCG
Molecule: messenger RNA, 1960 nt
Organism: Carassius carassius (crucian carp)
Lineage: Eukaryota; Metazoa; Chordata; Actinopteri; Cypriniformes; Cyprinidae
Product: BEN domain-containing protein 4
Exons: 5
Coding region: 372-1916 (514 amino acids)
Molecular function (GO): DNA binding
Source: RefSeq, a predicted model, not a curated record